Molecule: messenger RNA, 1850 nt
Organism: Gorilla gorilla gorilla (western lowland gorilla)
Lineage: Eukaryota; Metazoa; Chordata; Mammalia; Primates; Hominidae
Gene: PAOX
Product: polyamine oxidase
Exons: 7
Coding region: 79-1614 (511 amino acids)
Biological process (GO): spermidine catabolic process
Molecular function (GO): polyamine oxidase activity
Source: RefSeq, a predicted model, not a curated record
UCGCUCCGCCUCCGGCCUCCUCCGAGAGCUCCAGACCUCCCGGCUACUCAGAAACCCUCGGACUGCCCGGACCGCGCGAUGGAGUCGACCGGCAGCGUAGGGGAGGCCCCGGGCGGAACCCGGGUGCUGGUGGUGGGCGGCGGCAUCGCGGGGCUGGGCGCGGCGCAGAGGCUCUGCGGCCACUCCGCCUUCCCGCACCUGCGGGUCCUGGAGGCCACGGCCCGCGCCGGUGGCCGCAUCCGCUCGGAGCGCUGCUUCGGUGGCGUGGUGGAGGUGGGCGCGCACUGGAUCCAUGGGCCCUCCCGGGGUAACCCCGUCUUCCAGCUGGCUGCUGAGUACGGGCUGCUGGGGGAGAAGGAGCUGUCCGAGGAGAACCAGCUGGUGGAGACCGGGGGUCACGUGGGCCUGCCCUCCGUGAGCUACGCCAGCUCCGGGGCCAGCGUGAGCCUCCAGCUGGUGGCGGAGAUGGCGACUCUGUUCUACGGCCUGAUAGACCAGACCCGGGAGUUCCUGCACGCUGCAGAGACCCCGGUGCCCAGCGUCGGGGAGUACCUCAAGAAGGAGAUUGGCCAGCACGUGGCCGGCUGGACAGAGGAUGAGGAGACCAGGAAGCUGAAGCUGGCCGUCCUGAACUCCUUCUUCAACCUGGAAUGCUGUGUGAGCGGCACCCACAGCAUGGACCUGGUGGCCCUUGCACCCUUUGGGGAGUACACCGUGCUGCCGGGGCUGGACUGCACCUUUUCUAAGGGCUACCAAGGACUCACAAACUGCAUGAUGGCCGCCCUGCCGGAGGACACUGUAGUUUUUGAGAAGCCUGUGAAGACCAUCCACUGGAACGGGUCCUUCCAGGAGGCAGCCUUUCCCGGGGAGACCUUUCCAGUGUCGGUAGAGUGUGAGGAUGGAGACCGGUUCCCGGCGCACCACGUCAUCGUCACCGUGCCCUUAGGUUUUCUUAAGGAACAUCUGGACACCUUCUUUGACCCUCCCCUGCCGGCUGAGAAGGCAGAAGCAAUCAGGAAGAUAGGCUUUGGGACCAACAACAAAAUCUUCCUGGAGUUUGAGGAGCCCUUCUGGGAGCCAGACUGCCAGCUGAUCCAGCUGGUGUGGGAGGACACGUCGCCCCUGGAGGAUGCUGCCCCUGAGCUACAGGACGCCUGGUUCCGGAAGCUCAUUGGCUUUGUGGUCCUGCCUGCCUUUGCGUCUGUCCACGUUCUCUGUGGGUUCAUUGCCGGGCUUGAGUCUGAGUUCAUGGAGACUCUGUCGGAUGAAGAAGUACUCCUGUGUCUCACCCAGGUGCUCCAGAGAGUGACAGGAAACCCACGGCUCCCCGCGCCCAAGAGCGUCCUGCGGUCUCGCUGGCACAGCGCCCCGUACACUAGGGGGUCCUACAGCUACGUGGCCGUGGGCAGUACUGGGGGCGACCUGGACCUGCUGGCUCAGCCCCUCCCUGCAGACGGCGCCGGCGCCCAGCUCCAGAUCCUGUUUGCGGGGGAAGCCACACAUCGCACGUUUUACUCCACGACGCACGGGGCUCUGCUGUCGGGAUGGAGGGAGGCCGACCGCCUCCUCAGUCUGUGGGCCCCGCAGGUGCAGCAGUCCAGGCCGAGGCUCUAGCUGGGCCCAGCCUACUCUGUUCCACCCGUGUCGGGGGAGGCUGGGACCCUCAUUUCCUCUGACAGAUUUCAGUCUGGCUUGAGAUUUGGGGAUGUUAAUGAGGGUCCUCUGGUUUUUGGUAACUGGGGCCACCUUCUCAGUUCUUGUGUCUGUUAUUGGUGUCUGGCCAGGGUUGACUUGAGCUGAGACACCAGAUGCUCACAGAGAUGCUGGACACAUAAAGCAAGUUACAGCCA